CUUUUUAAUCCUAUUUACUAAAACCUAACCUACCUUUUUUACUCUCUGCUUCAGUGAAACGCUCAGACACUCAGAUUCUCACCUCCUUCGUAUUCCCACCACGAAAGUUUCAUUUUCAAAAAAAGUUUCAUUUUCCAAAAACUCGGUGGUGUUUUGCAGCGACGUGUUUGCAGCGGCGUGGUGCUUUUUUUGUUUCCUCCUUGUAGCGGUGGCGGUGCGGUGAGUGUGCGGCGGUGCGGAGCGGUGGUUUUUCGUUGGUUUCGUUUGCGGGUGUGUUGGGCGGUGCGGCGGUGUUUGCUGCUUUGCAGCCGAUGUGUACGGCGGUGCGGAGGGUGGUGGUCCGGCGGUGCGGCGCGGUGGUUCUCGUUCGUUUCGAAAGAACGUUCAUCCACUGGUGAUUUUUUCGUUGGGGCUUGGAAGGAAAAGAAGUUGGACAAUGGGUGGUGCUGGCGGUGUUUUGAAGUAAUGUAACUUAUGUAGAGAAGAUCUCGGAAGAAGACAGAUCUCUAAGAUUUGAGCUCUAGAGGUUGUAGAGGAACUUAGAACUAAGAGAGCAGACAAGCAGAGGAAAUGCUUAAUUGGUUAAGCAAGCGUUGUUUAUGCACCCUUGUGCCACGCCCAUGGCUUUUUGUGGGGUUGGGCAAUCCUGGUAACAAGUACGCAGGAACUCGCCACAAUGUGGGCUUUGAGAUGAUUGAUGCAUUUGCUGAGUCGCAGGGGAUUCCUAUGAACACUGCCCAUUCCAAAGCCAUUUUCGGAAAAGGUUUUGUUGGUGAAGUUCCUGUCUUCCUUGCAAAGCCUCAGACUUACAUGAAUCUGAGUGGUGAAUCAACAGGACCACUGGCUGCUUAUUAUAAGCUACCUCUUAGUCAAGUGCUUGUGUUCCAUGAUGACAUGACCUUGCCGUGUGGGGUGCUUCGUCUUUUUGACAAAGGGGGUCAUGGAAGCCACAAAGGGCUGAAGAGUGUGAUCUAUCACUUCAGAGGAAAUAGAGAAUUUCCUAGGCUGAGAAUAGGGAUUGGAAGUCCUCCUGGGCAAAUGGAUCCUAAAGCAUUUUUGCUACAAAAGUUUAAUUUGACAGCUAGACAACGAAUUGACGAGGCUUUGCAAGAGGGAGUUGAUGCCUUGAAGCUCCUUUUAUCUAAAGGUUUUGCAGAGAGUGCAAAAAGAUUCAACAAGGAACAAAAGUAUAAGCACUUGAGAGUGCAAAACUUACCAGUUUGAUAGGAUUCCCUUUUUCUCUUUAGGUUGCAAUACAUGUGUACAACUCAGUGAUUGAAAAUUGCCUGAAUUUUGUAACAUUCCAUAUAUAUAUAUAUAUAUA
Vigna radiata var. radiata (mung bean) is the source of this 1324-nucleotide messenger RNA. RefSeq names its product peptidyl-tRNA hydrolase, mitochondrial. The transcript is spliced from 11 exons. NCBI's taxonomy places the organism in Eukaryota, Viridiplantae, Streptophyta, Magnoliopsida, Fabales, Fabaceae. Bases 571 to 1224 code for a protein of 217 amino acids. The record is from RefSeq and is a predicted model, not a curated record. Gene Ontology annotation, molecular function: peptidyl-tRNA hydrolase activity.